Messenger RNA from Papilio polytes (common Mormon), 2003 nucleotides. RefSeq lists its product as uncharacterized. The record is from RefSeq and is a predicted model, not a curated record. Bases 328 to 654 code for a protein of 108 amino acids. Lineage: Eukaryota; Metazoa; Arthropoda; Insecta; Lepidoptera; Papilionidae. The transcript has 4 exons.
UAACUAUCUAUUUGCAACCAUAACAAAUGGUAAACAAAAAAACCUUGACCAAAACUUCAUUACAUUAAGUAUACCCACGCCUUGUUCACCCACACCUAACAAUUAAAAACAUAUGAUCCAAAGCCGCCAUUUUAGAAUAUUUUCGCCAUUCAUUGGUAAUCCAGUAGUGCUUCUAAACCUAGUGUUUAUGCAUGCAUGCAUAUGUGACUUGUAAUUAAGGAUGUUAUCUUAAGAUGUUAAUUAAUAGAUGUAACGAGUAAUAAAUGGAUGCGUUAAAUGACAUUGUAAUGUUGAUCGUAAUCAAAUAGACAGCUGACUUCACGCAAGAUGCGCGUAAACAUCGCUCUAUGUUUUCUGACGGCUGUUGCAGUAUCAGCUCAAAGCCAAACAUCAAUUCUGGCAGAACAAUCAACAGGAAGAAUCGAAACGACAUCAAAAACGUGUAUUACAUCUAGAGGGGACGCCGGCAGUUGCGUGGGAAGAAACCGAUGUGACUACGGGACUCAAUACAUUGAUUUUACUCUCUACUUACCCCAUGGUUAUAUCAAACAAUGUUUCGACGAUGAAGUAUGCUGUCCGUCUAACUUCGUGUCACCAGAACCGGAGCGUUUAUUCACACCGAGCUAUAAUUACGAUUUCGAUGACGAUGAUUGAUACAGGGAUAAACUUACCUGACCCGGUACAGGUAAAACUAAAUUAGGAUUAUUCCCAACCGUCACCCCAGCUGUCCCCACGUGGGGACAGAUGAGAAUAAAAAAAUCAUCCGUUCCAUCUUUUAGUGACACUGUCACCAGUAAGGUGACAGAUGGAACUGUUAAGAAUAAAAUAACUUCCAACCGUCCUCUUGUCGCAAAAGGUGGGACGGAUGAAAGUCCCCACGCGGUGACAGAGUGGGGUGACGAUUGAGAAUAAUGCCUAAAUUAGACAUAGUGUCGGUUUUAGUAUAACUGGCGCCCUGGGGGAGACAUUUACGGCGCCUACUAACAUACGACAAAGGCGCCCUUUUAUGUCCGGCGCCCUAUUCUAGUGCCGCUUUUGAUUGUAGCUUAGCAAUAAUAUAUUUGUCUAUAAGGAGGUCUAGCACGAAAAUUUGCGAGAAAUCAAUCAUAACAUUUCUUAGAGAAUUGUCGGUAUUUAUGCCCGAUAGGGCAUUUUGGACAAAUCACAGAAUUUUUGUCGAUAUAGCUACAAAUAUUUUCUUAUAAAAUUUCGUGCUUGUCCGUGAGAGUCAAAAUGGCGGGUGUACCAUCGCAAAUUAAAUUAUACCACUUACUAAAAAAAAGUGCCUAAAAUGUACUAUUUAGUACCUCGCUCAAAAUAAAUUGUACCUUCUCUAAAACGUAAUUAUAACGAAAUUACAGACGCUAUAUUGACGUCAAUAUGGCGGGUGUAACUUAAUUUCGUUAUAAUUACGUUCUAGAGAAGGUACAAUUUUCGAUGGUACACCCGCCAUUUUGACUCUCACCUUGGUCCUCUGGUCUUAUUUUAUGCCUAUAUAUGUUGUACAUGUUUUCUAUCAACAACCACCAUGGUGCCACCUGGCCAGUUAAGUUUGUCCCACUAUACAGAUUUAGUUGACUUUAGUUAUUUUUUCUAACUUAUUAAGUGAAAGUCACAUUGCAUUGUUAACUUCACACAUAAUCAUGGAACAUUUUUUAUAUAAACUUCAGUACAAAUACUAUUUAAUAUUUAAGGGAACUUAUAAAACAGUAAAGGAAUAAAAAAAGCAACGACUUAACGCGUUUUAUUCAUGACUUAAUCCUAGACAUUUAUUUCUAAACUUUUUAAAUAAAUCCAACAUCAUGAUAAAGGUAAAAAAAAUACAAAUGUAAAUACAUAAAAAAACAAUAUUAAUUUCAUUGGUUAAGAAAUCCUUAAAAUAUGUACAGUAGCGGAUUACCUUGUUCCUUGGAACGAGACAAAGUACUCUUACAAAUAACCAAUUAGGUUGCAGGUAAUUGAACAGUGGUAGAGCCCGCUUUAACAUCUUGGCACGAAUGAGC